UGGAUUACUCAGAGAAUGGCAGUGGUCUCUGCAAUGUCCUGGGUCCUGUAUUUGUGGAUAAGUGCCUGUGCAAUGCUGCUCUGUCAGGGGUCCCUCCAUCACACUUUCCAGCAGCAUCACCUGCACAGACCAGAAGGAGGAACGUGUGAAGUUAUAGCAGCACACAGAUGCUGUAAUAAGAAUCGAAUUGAGGAAAGAUCACAAACAGUAAAAUGCUCCUGUCUACCUGGGAAAGUGGCUGGGACUACAAGAAACAGACCUUCCUGUGUUGAUGCUUCAAUAGUGAUUGGGAAAUGGUGGUGUGAGAUGGAGCCCUGCCUAGAAGGAGAGGAAUGUAAGACGUUGCCUGAUAAUUCUGGAUGGAUGUGUGCAACUGGCAAUAAAAUCAAGACCACCAGAAUCCACCCGAGGACCUAACAGAGCACCGUCUGCAUGGAGACAGUGAAAGCCCUGCUGAUUUAUGAGGACAAAGUAUUGAAAGUUUAAAACCAUCUCAGCAUUUACAAGCCAAAUGGAUUUCUUAUUUGCACUUUGACUGUUUACCAGAUAACAACAGUGGCUUUAUUGAGUGAAAGAAAGUAUUCAGUGGAAAUAAUGCCCCUGAUUUUUGACAGCUGAAAAUAAAAAUGAAGAAAAUAGUUCCUUUGGUAAAGUUUCUGAGAUCGCAAAGUACAAACAACAGUGUCAGUUUGGAUCUACAAUUUACUUUAUACCAGUUAAAGUAUAUAUAUAUAUAUAAAAAUAUAUAUAUAUUAAUAUAUGAUAUUUUGAAAUAAAAGCCUCACUCUUCAAGAAAUUGAAUAGUACCACACUUUGCUGCAGCUGCUGUAGAUUUUUUUUUCUUUUUUGUAAUGGUCUGGAAGAUCCCUACCUGUUUCAGAAAGAAAUGUGGCAGUGAAGAGGCAAAGCAAACCUGCUGCAGUACAAGGAUGCCUAAGAGCUACACGAAUCCUACCGAUGCGGCAUCCAGAGUUUCCUGUUCCCUUCGGCAGAAUUUCGAGGGCAUUUGUUGUUCCACUUUGUGUUCUGGAGGCUUUUCUCCUUGUGCAAUACUAGCAUGCUGGCUUUGCUUCAUUAACCAUACUUGAUUGAUAUAUAACAAUGAUAAUUCUAUCCUCUUCCAAGAAAAUAUUUUUAGAGCUGUUAGGUAUUCCAUGAAGAAGAGAUGGACAACUACUGAGUGAAGUACAGUAUGUAUUAAAAGUUUAUUUGGCAGAGUUUGGUAGACUGUGAGCUCCCUUCUUAUUAAAGAUGUACUGUACAUA
Pygoscelis adeliae (Adelie penguin) is the source of this 1265-nucleotide messenger RNA. RefSeq names its product family with sequence similarity 19 (chemokine (C-C motif)-like), member A1 (gene TAFA1). The transcript is spliced from 5 exons. The coding region runs from base 16 to 417 and encodes 133 amino acids. Gene Ontology annotation, molecular function: receptor ligand activity. Gene Ontology annotation, biological process: neuroblast differentiation; regulation of neuroblast proliferation. The record is from RefSeq and is a predicted model, not a curated record. NCBI's taxonomy places the organism in Eukaryota, Metazoa, Chordata, Aves, Sphenisciformes, Spheniscidae.